AUGUGUGUGACGUCACCGAAAGGCUUCGUUCUAACAAAAACAAGGAAAUGCGCUGUUAAUGCAUUAAGGGAAAAGAUGUCAGACAACAUGGCAGAAGUACAGAAGUCUCUAGGAAGGGAAUGUAUACGCCAGGCUUCUAUUCUGCAGGAUAGAUUAGCCAGGAGACAAGCACUUGCUGUCCAGUACAAAAGCAUUACCGAGAAAGAAGAGCAAGAAAUGCAGAACAGAAUUGAGCAUCAAUAUUCUGUGUUGUCUAAGUUAUGUGAAGAUAGUCACCUAACGGAAAUCCAGAUGAAAAGUAUAAUAAAGCAGUACGAGUCUGAUUUAAGCCGUGUACAUGAGAACCAUAAAGCAGAGGUAAAGCGACAAACAAUGCAAUUAGCAAGCAAGCUUGAAGAGUUCAGAUGUGAAAAUAUGGUGAAACUAAAGAAAAAGCAUCAAAAUGAGAAACAGAAAUUAAAGGAAAAUACAAUUAAAGCUAAAGCAAAAGAUUUUGUUGAAGCCCACCAUGAUUUGCUGGGGCAGCAGAGGAACGAAUGUAACGAUUACAUUGACGAACUUGAUUACAGUGAGGCUCAACAGAUCAGUGGACUUAGAAAACAAUUGAAAACAAAUUAUCUGGAAUCUAUUAAGGAACAAGAGACCUCAUUCUAUGAAACUCUUGCUGAUCAAGCUCGGUUGACAGAUGAUAAAGUGAACAAACUGAUGAAGAAACAUUGGAAAAAUGUUGAUAACUUUCAAGUAAAAAAGAAUAAAGAAAAGAAACGACAACUGCAAAUCCUACAGGAGAAGAUCACAGAGAAUAAGUCACGAUGGAUAGAAGAACAAGAAAGAGUAGAGGUUGCACAGCAGCAAUUAAUAGAACAGCAAGACAGAACAGUACACAAUCUGCUAGUAUCCCAAAGUGGUUUGGAUGAAGAAGCUCGGAACCAGAUUUUAAAACAGCAUGCUCAGAAUAUGGCAGCUAUCAACAAUCAAAUGCAAAUGGCUCGUCUAAAGCAGCAAAAGAUCCUUGAUGGAAAACUGGCCAGACGAGAAACUUACUUGCAGAACCUUAAAAAGAAACAAGAAAAAGAAAAUGCAAUAGCUCUAUCAAAGGGAUCAGAAACUGAACUUGAAAAGCUUAAGAGAAAUCAUGAAGCAGAGAUAAACAUUGAAUUGAAGGCGAUAGAGGCUGAGAGACAACAAUCUAUGAGUCUGCUACGUGAUCGUCUUGCAUCGGAAAAUAAAGCCGUUUUGAAAAACCAAGAUGCUCAGCUUGGACUUCUGAUUGGCAAGCUUCAAGUUGGGCAGACACGUCGCCAAGGAAUCAUCAGGAAAAACAAUAGAAUAAUUAAUGAACUUCAGGCUCAAUUGCUUGAUAGUGUUGUUGAGAAUGAUGUGCCAACACAAGUAACUAAUAGCAUUAUAAAGAAUCAUAUGCGAGAAGUAGAAGACCUGCAUGAGAAAAUGCAAGAAGCUAAGAGAAAACAAUAUCGCAUUUUGAAAGAUAAAGUAGAGUCCAGGACUAUAAAGAAAGAAAAGGCAAUGGAAUAUGAGAUUGAUGUUGAAAUGAAAAGACCAAAAUCUGAUUCUGCUGCUGCGUAA
This is a messenger RNA of Anneissia japonica, 1587 nucleotides long. Its product is annotated as centrosomal protein of 112 kDa-like. The coding region runs from base 1 to 1587 and encodes 528 amino acids. NCBI's taxonomy places the organism in Eukaryota, Metazoa, Echinodermata, Crinoidea, Comatulida, Comatulidae. The record is from RefSeq and is a predicted model, not a curated record. The transcript is spliced from 14 exons. Gene Ontology annotation, biological process: smoothened signaling pathway.